Molecule: messenger RNA, 7131 nt
Organism: Anastrepha obliqua
Lineage: Eukaryota; Metazoa; Arthropoda; Insecta; Diptera; Tephritidae
Product: sodium-dependent neutral amino acid transporter B(0)AT3
Exons: 9
Coding region: 295-2466 (723 amino acids)
Biological process (GO): sodium ion transmembrane transport
Cellular component (GO): membrane
Source: RefSeq, a predicted model, not a curated record
UCAGUUUACAACGAAAAGUUUGAAAAGACAGACGCUAUUCGCGGGUGAUUAUUAGUAGCAAACGGGUAAAAGGAAGUAACUUUCCUUAAUGAAAAAUUGAUUAAAGUGAACUUCGAUCAGAAAUAUUGAAAACAAAAAACUACGAAAAUCAAUCAAAUUGGGAUUAACAUUUAAAAUAGGAUUUACAUAGGAAAUUUACUGCUUCUACUGAAAAAGUCGUUGAGAGUCUGGGCUACCUCCAAGGAACUAACAUAAUAAAAGUCCGAUAGAAACAACAGUGUUGUUAUAUUGUUGAUGGCUGCGACCAAAAUUAUUGAUGCUCCUCGCAAUGGCCACGAGAUGGCGCCACUAAAUACCCGAGCUCGCGGCGAUGGCACUCAUGGAGUCACAAUCGUUCUCACUGCGUCACAGCGAAAUUCGGUGAGCUCGGCGGAAGUACCAGGAGGCGAGCCUGAUCGUGCAGCGUGGUCCGGAAAAAUGCAGUUCUUCCUCAGUAUUAUUGGUUAUUCUGUGGGCCUUGGAAAUAUUUGGCGAUUUCCAUAUCUAUGUCAACAGAAUGGUGGUGGCGCUUUUCUUAUACCAUUCAUGGUGAUGCUGAUAUUAGAAGGAGUUCCACUCUUUUUAAUUGAAUUAGGCAUUGGGCAGCGUAUGCGACUGGGCGCACUCGGUGUAUGGAACACAAUACAUCCUUGGCUGGGUGGCAUUGGCAUAUCUUCCUGCAUUGUUACACUGUUUGUCGCCCUAUAUUACAACGUAAUCAUAACGUGGGUUUUCUUCUACCUAUUUAACAGUUUUCGUUAUCCUUUGCCGUGGGCUUCUUGUCCAAAAAAUGGCACCGUUGAAGUGGAAGAGUGCGCUCGUUCUUCAGAAACCGCUUACUUUUGGUAUCGAACCACAUUGGAUGCUGCGCCUUCAAUGGAUGAACCAGGUGGUUUUAAAUGGUGGAUCGUACUCUGUUUGUUCCUCUCUUGGACUAUCGUAUUUUUUAUUGUGAUGAAAGGCAUUCAAAGUUCUGGCAAGGUGGUAUAUUUCACAUCACUUUUCCCAUACAUUGUGUUGACGAUCUUCUUUAUACGUGGAAUUACGCUGAGAGGUGCUAGUGCUGGGCUCAUACAUAUGUAUACACCUAAAGUUGAGAAACUAGCCGAUCCCACAGUAUGGCUAGAUGCUGCCACACAAGUUUUCUACUCAUUCGGUUUGGCUUUUGGAUCGCUAAUAGCAUUUGGAAGUUAUAAUCCGCCCAAGAAUAACUGUGUUCGUGAUGUCCUGUUGGUGUCGGUUUGUAAUGCCAUUACCGCUAUAUACGCCAGUGUAGUGAUUUUCGCUAUACUGGGUUUCAAGGCCACGGUCAAUGUAGAUCGCUGCAUUGAGCUCAAUAAAGACAUACUGGUCAAACAUGAUCUCAUUCCAUUUAAAAAUGUAACCAAUGAAGAAUACGAAGCUGUUAUGGCUAAAAUCAACGCGACCGAGUCCAUCAGCUUAGAACUUGAAGAAUGCAGCCUCUCAAAACAACUUGACAAUGCUGCCGAGGGCACUGGCCUUGCUUUCAUUGUUAUUACUCAGGCAAUUGUGGAGUUACCCGGUGCACCAUUUUGGGCGGUUCUGUUCUUCACCAUGUUGCUUUCACUUGGCUUGGGUUCUCAAAUUGGGAUACUAGAGGGAAUGCUGUGCACCCUUUUUGACAUUGAUAUCAUUAAGCGGGUUAAGAAACAACAUGUGACUGGAGUGGUAUGUCUCUUCUGCUUCAUUGUCGGUUUCAUCUUCUGUACAGGUGCGGGUGAAUAUUGGCUUAAGAUGUUCGAUUCAUUUGCGGGCACCAUCGGUUUGGUCGUUGUCGCCUUAAUGGAAACUAUUGCAGUUGUGUACAUCUAUGGGCAUGAGAGAUUUACUGAAGACAUUUAUCAGAUGACCGGAUACCGACCGGGCCUCUAUUGGCAGUUGACCUGGCGCUAUAUAGGACCAGUUAUUAUGGUGGCCAUUUUAGUUUCAUCCGUCGUUUUCAUGGUGAUCAAGAAUCCCACAUACGGAGCCUGGAACGCACAACUUGGUGCUCUCCAGCAAGCCAAUUAUCCACCCUGGGUAAUGGGUGUAGCUUUAUCUAUGAUUCUUGCUGGAGUAUUACCAAUGCCCAUCGUUUUCUUGAUGCGAAGCUUCCAAUGCCUGAAGGUGGAUCUAGAUAUUCACCAGGGCUCAAUAAGACGAAAUGAAACCACGGCUUCGACCAAAGAAAUGAUCGACAAUGAUGAUGAUGAGGAUGACGAGGAUGAUUAUAGUGGACCAGCAUUGGGAGGGCCUGUUAGGACGCUGAGCGACUUCUCAGAUGAUGAUGAAGACGACGAUCGGCCCGUGACUAUGAUAAGCCCUCAUCUCCGUUUAAAUCUUAAUAAUGCGGCAAGGGCUGCGUCAAAUCAUCUAAAUGUGCCAACCAGUAAACGCUCAUUCAAAAUGGAAGUUUUCGAUUUAUAAAUAAAUACUUACAUUUGGAUGUAAAUAGGAAUCAAGAUGGUGUGCAAGUUCUUUUCCUGUUUUGGUUUAUUAUUAUUAUGGAUAUUUUUAUUAUUAUCAUUAAUUUUUUGACGAAAGAUACAUAGAGGUAUAACAACGUGUUUCGGAUAUGAAAUAAAAUUUUAGAACUGUAAUAAAAAUCUAUCGGGCUAUGUUAGAGAAAACUAUGCAAGCAUUUACUAAAAUUAUAAAUAUGUGAAAUCUGAAAUAGAAUAUUCUUCCUGAUUUGUAAGAGUCAAUUGAGGCCUGCUUAGUUUCUCAGUUCUGUGGUAUCUAGGAUGCUAUCUUUAAAUUGUUAUAAACUUAGUAAUUUCAGCUAUCUACCUAAUUGAUUUUUGGUAUUACAUACAAAAAGUACAGCAUAAAUUCUAAUAAUUGCGUACUAUAACUUCUAGUUAUUAUGGAAUUAUUUUCAUUUCACUCUUGUAUAAAUCCACAAUAUUUUGAUGUGAAAGCCAAUUAAUUGCAAUUGUUUUAAGUUAUGUACAUAGGUCAAAUGUGAGAAGCAUAAGAUGCGACAAAAUUUUGAUGGAGUGUGAUCAAAUUAAUUCAUACAACUUUUUAUUUUACUUAACAAACGACAAUCGGGUAAAAGCUACGACCACUAGUUCACGAAUAGAUUACUUAUAUACAUACAUUCAUAUGUAUGCGUAAAAAUGUCGUGAGCACACCUGAAUAGUUUAAAUUCUUCGCAGCUGAGUACUUAAGUAUAUAUAUAAUAUAUUAAAGUGAGCGAUAUUAUUUAAUUACUAGAAACUCACUAUUCACUCAUCCAAAUGUAGACCAUUAACCUGAGUAGACAGAGAAUUGAAUAAUUUCAUUUAUAAGUAAUCUAACAAUAUUUGCAGAAGUAUUAUUUGGCAUUAAAAUGAUUUUGUAGGUAUUAAACAAUAUAGUAUUUUAGUAUUAAGUAAAAACAAAUAUCUAUGUCGAGAAAAAAGAAAAUAUACAGUUUGCUGGUUUGAAACUAUACUGCCGAACUAAAAUCUCCAAAUGCAGAUAAACCCCCGACUAGGUACAUGUUUCUUAUAUUUUUGCUUAAAAUUGAUUAUGCGUAUAUGAUUUUUAAAAUAUGUAUUCAUACGUAUAUUAGGGUUACUCACUUGCCAUACAAAAUAAAUCGAUCAUAUUUUUCCAUCGGAACUUUAUUUAUUUAUUAUAUUUUAAGGUUUCCCGCCACAAUAUUUCGGGAAAAUAUUAAGAUUUACGUGGGAUCGACUAGUUUAAAAUUAUCUUCAAAGGCCGAUUUUUUUUAUUUGUAUGCAAAAUAAGUUUUUAAAAAUAUUAUCCUCAAAAAAUCACAGCAGAAGUUGCAAAUAUUGACAAAAUACGCUUCCAAUGACACCUUUAGACUCCCUAAAUCGAUCAGCAGCCAGGCGUAAUUCAAUUUUUCCUUAAACCUAUCAAAGAUAGCAUUAAUAAUUUCAUUUUAAUUCCGUUGCUAAAAGUUUUAAAAAAUUUUACACAUACAUUCUAAGUUUAAACUCUUCUAUUAUGUGAGGCUAUUUGCGUAAAAAAUAUUUUGAAUAACUAAUUUUAUUUAUAAAAAAACUCGAUUUUCGGAGGUGAUUUCAAAUUGGCCCAGCUCUUGUAAAUGAAAUAUUUUUCGGAGAUAUUUUGGCGGAUGUCUUCAUAUAUGUAUAAUCAGUUUUAUAAUUCCGGUGGAAAAACUUUGACGUUUUUGUUGAGAUACCCCAUUGAACACAUGUAAUUAAUAAAUACAGUCAAACUGGUUAUCAGGUUUAAUGACUUAUUUUCUUAAAAGUAGCAGAUCAAAUUUAUACAUAAUUUGUAUUUGAAGAGGCAGUCAAUAUGUAGUAUAAACUAUAUCCUGUAUAUUUUAAAUUCAAUAUCUUGAUUCCAGGAGUCUGUUAUAGAUUUUAUAAAGUUGUGCCACAGGUGUCAUCUGAAAAUUAAAAUUUGCAUUGUCCGUUUAGAAUAUGGCGUACAACGUUUGAAUAUUUGGUCUUUUGUGCUCAAUAUACAUACAUAUGAACAUAUAUUUACAAAACGCAGAUGCAAACAAAUAUUGUUGCAUUUUAUACUUUUGAUACUUUAAAUUAUUAGUUUUAAAAUCACAACUCUCUAAAGAUCAUCUAAACUAUUUUGCUUGGAACAACCCAAUUUAUUGACCAUGUAUUGAUAUUUAUAGGUACAUUUUAUAAAUAUAUUCGGCGGGUAUAUUAAAGAGACAUGGAUUUGGAAAAAAACACGCCACCACGUUUAUUUAUCAAAUAAUCAGUUAACAAAUACUAAAAUAAUUAUUUGCAAUUUCAAAGUAAAAAGUGCAGUUAUGGAAAUAAUGCGCACUCAAAGCUACUAUUCCACACACACACAUCUGUAGUAUUUACGAAUACUGAUAUUGUUAAAAUCUUUCGGGCAAAGUAUACCACAUAGCUCAAAUAUACAUACAUACAUAUGUACAUGUAAGUUACAUAUGUAUAUUGUUCGUAGAUGCGCACAUACACUCACAUUGACUCAAUAUUUGAUGCACCCACAAUAUUAUUAUAUUAACUUUGACCCCUUUUAUCGUAUGAGAAAGUCAAGCCUACAAACAAUAUUUCUGAAUAUAAGUUGUAUGUAUGUAUAUAGCAUGGUUUUAUUUAUUAUUGUUUCAGCCUAAGAGAUAAAUAUGUGAUAUAUUACAUGAUAUUCUCUAAUAAGUAACAUUUAAGCUAAAUGCAUUUCGAACGAACGAAGUGAUUAAUAAAAACAAAACAGCAUUAAAACGAAUAUACUUAUGUACAAUAUAAAAAUUGAAUAGUAUUAGCCAAACAUAAAGCUUAAAUUAUUGCCCCUGAGAAGAAGUUUAACUUCACACAAAAACCAAACACACAAUCAUAUUUGUACUUGUAAAAGUUUGUGUGUAGCACUCCAAUAAUUGUUUGAUUUUCUUUUUGCUCAUGUUUACCUGGUUAAAUGUAUAAAUAUAUUUAUUGAAGGUAUGUACAAAUAAAGUGAUAAAUAACAUCCUAAGAAAUUUUUUCAAUUAUGUUACUGAUAUUAGAUUCUUAAGUUUUCACAUGACAUAAACAUAACCAAAUUUCAGGGGUGUAGAAAAGAAAAACUAAUAAGCCCAUUAAAUGGUAAUGUGAACCGAUUUAGAAUUUAGAUUAUUGACACAAAUAUGUAUUUCCGUGUAUCUUUAAUUUAAAAUCAUUUAGAAACCUCUUUUCUGAGCUCUUUAUUUGAGUUUAUUGGAAAAUUUUACUUAAAUAAAUAAAACCAAAUACCAAAUACCACAACUAAUUUUAUAAAUAAAGCGGAAACUGAUUUGAAUUAUAGGUUUAUUUGAUUCACAGGGGAAAAUAAUAAAUUGAAAGUACGAUUACAGUUUCGUAUUCAAUACGCCGUUAUUUAUUUUCCAUACAACUUAUUAGUUCACAGUAUGUAUGUAUACAUCUACAUGUGUGUUUGUACGUGCAUAAGGUGCUGUGUUUUCAGUACAAACAAUGACGAAACAGAAUUUUACUUAGUACCGUACAGCCAGCAUUCAUUUUCGGUCAAAAUUGUACUAAGGACACUUCUUUGUAGUCAUUGUGAGUGAUAUUAUUGGCCUAUCAAAUAUAUCCAUAGUGAACAUAAACCCUUAACGCACGCAUACAUAGAUUAUUUACAUGCAAACUAGGAUAUUUAGCUCAACCAGUGCAAGUACAGGAUAAUAGAUAAAAGGUAUAGAACUGUACAUAUAUAUACAUUACAUAUGCAUGUAAGUGAGAGCGGGAGACUCAUGGAAACUAAGUUUAUUUUUUUAAUAUUUUGAGAUCCUAUUGUUAAUGCGCAUUUGCCUUGUUUUGAAAAUAUUCCUUAUAAAGACAGUUUGUGGCACAUAAAAAGUAAUAUUGUUCUAAGAUUUUAUUUCAAAAAUUCUGUUCUGAAAAUAUAUAAAAUAUUAAUAUAUAAAAUAAAGCCAUAAUGGCUUUUAAAAUAAAGACAACUUGUGUGUAAGUUGGAACUGUUAAUUUCUUGCUUCUUCAGAGAUUGUUAGCAACAUAUCCUACGGGCGAGAAAGCAUGGACUUCCUAAUAUCAGUUUUUUUUAUUUAGGAUUUGCAAAAAUGCUUUCAAUUAAAAAAUGUUUACAUGUAUUCGGUGUUUAAGUUAUUUUAGAUUGAAUCUACAGAUGAAUAAUUUCUUUACGCCAUAAUGCUACGUUUUACAGUUCCUAUGGUUGGUUGAUGUAGAAAAAAUCAUUUAAGAUCAUAUUCUUUGGUAGAAAGUAACCAUUUCCGACUAUACCUAUAAUUAAAACUUAUUCCAAAAGAAUAAAGCUGUUCGCAUUAUAAACACUGCUGUGAGUAGAAUUAAUGGUUGUAAAAAUAAGGUACACAUUUAAAGUAUUAAUGAACAAAUCGACCCCAUUAAAAAAGAAUAAGAAUAAUAGUUAUAACAAUGGUUUAAAUUCUUUCUUGUAAACGGGGCCAAGCAAGUGAUUUCUUAAACGAGUAAGUUUGUUUUUGUCCACAUUUAUUAUGGCCUUAUGAUGUAAUUAUUAUAUGAAGUUGUAUUAAAAAAGUGGACGUUGAAUUGUUAAAAUUAUGAAAAUAGUUGAAAUGUAAUCCGGUGUUCAAGACAAUAAAAGGAAGCUAAUGAAUCGUGGUCUCAACAAUACUCCUUUUUAUAUACA